UAGUUAAUAUUGAGACAUUUGGCCAACUGUUCUAAGGCAAGUGAAAGUAUGUGUGGCUUGUGCAAGUCCUAAUUAAAGUGACACAAGUUUUGGGCUGUUGGCGCUUACAGAGAGUGUGUGUGCGAGAAAGAGAGAGAGAGAGAGAGAGAGCUGUUAAUCCAGAUUUUUGGCAUAAUUUAUUUGUGAAUUUGAGAAUUCUUUAAAAUGGAUUGGCAAAAGUUUGUGAUUUAGGUUACUGGAAUAUAGCAGACUUGAUUGGCGUGUUGGCAACUAAAACGACGACGUUUUGGCCAAGGACACGGGCAUCGUCGCAACGGCGAUGUCACCUACAGGACAAAUAGCAAAGACGUCCACACCACACGACACCAACGAUAAUAGCAGCAUUAACGAUCAGCGUGAAACAUGGAGCGGCAAGGUGGAUUUUUUAUUAUCGGUUAUUGGAUUCGCCGUCGAUUUAGCAAACGUCUGGAGAUUUCCCUAUUUGUGCUACAAAAAUGGCGGUGGCGCUUUUCUUGUGCCCUACUGCAUUAUGUUGGUUGUGGGCGGCAUACCUCUGUUCUAUAUGGAACUGGCCCUGGGACAGCACAAUCGUAAGGGUGCAAUUACAUGCUGGGGUCGAUUGGUACCGCUUUUUAAGGGCAUAGGAUAUGCGGUGGUGCUUAUCGCUUUUUAUGUGGACUUUUACUACAAUGUGAUUAUUGCGUGGUCACUGCGUUUCUUCUUCGCUUCCUUUACCAAUGUGCUGCCCUGGACCUCGUGCAACAAUGCCUGGAAUACGCCCAACUGCAAGCCGUUUGAGGGUCAGAAUACACGUCCGGUUGUUGGCAAUCUGAGCGAUUUCUAUGCCUUCAACAAUCAGAGUCUCUUCUUUGCCAACGAAUCCUAUACGAAUCUAACAUUUGCGAGCAUCGCACCAGUUGUGCCUGUGGAGAGAUUCCAAUCGGCGGCAUCCGAAUACUUUAAUCGCUAUAUACUUGAGCUAAAUCAUAGCGAGGGCAUUCAUGAUCUGGGCCACAUACGCUGGGAUAUGGCGCUUUGCCUGCUGAUGGUUUAUCUGAUUUGCUACUUCUCAUUGUGGAAGGGUAUCAGCACAUCGGGCAAAGUGGUUUGGUUCACGGCACUCUUUCCCUAUGCAGUGCUGCUUAUACUGCUGAUACGCGGCAUCACCUUGCCAGGCUCUGCGAUGGGUAUACAAUAUUACUUGAGUCCAAACUUCGAUGCCAUCUACAAGGCGGAAGUGUGGGUCGAUGCCGCCACACAGGUAUUCUUUUCAUUGGGUCCCGGAUUUGGUGUGUUGCUCGCCUAUGCCUCGUAUAACAAAUAUCACAACAAUGUCUACAAAGAUGCCCUGCUUACAAGUUUUAUAAACUCUGCAACGAGUUUUGUGGCGGGCUUUGUGAUAUUCUCCGUGCUGGGCUAUAUGGCACAUACUUCCGGCGUCAGGAUCGAGGAUGUGGCCACCGAGGGACCAGGUCUAGUGUUUGUUGUCUAUCCAGCGGCCAUUGCCACGAUGCCAGGCAGCAUUUUCUGGGCGCUAAUCUUCUUCAUGAUGCUGCUCACUCUCGGAUUGGACAGCUCGUUUGGCGGCUCGGAGGCGAUAAUCACGGCUUUAAGCGAUGAGUUCCCCAAGAUCAAAAGGAACCGCGAACUCUUUGUGGCCGGACUCUUCUCGCUGUACUUUGUCGUUGGCCUGGCCAGCUGCACCCAAGGUGGCUUCUAUUUCUUUCAUCUGCUGGAUCGCUAUGCUGCUGGCUACUCCAUACUGGUGGCGGUGUUCUUCGAGGCGAUAGCUGUAUCCUGGAUAUAUGGCACCAAGCGUUUCAGUGACGAUAUACGCGACAUGAUUGGUUUUCCACCGGGUCGCUAUUGGGUGGUCUGCUGGCGCUUUGUGGCGCCCCUAUUUCUGCUCUUCAUCACCGUUUACGGACUGCUGGGCUAUGAACCGUUAACGUAUGGCGAUUACGUGUAUCCCAAUUGGGCGAACGCAUUGGGCUGGUGCAUAGCUGGCUCCUCGAUCAUUAUGAUACCAGGUCUGGCUACUUACAAGCUAAUUGUUACACCCGGCAGCUUUAGGCAGCGUAUACGAACACUGACGACUCCGUGGCGGGAUCAGCAGUUGGCUGUCAACGGAGUUGCCACGGAGGUGACGGUGACCCUCGUCCGUCUGGCUGACGCCGAGGCAACCGAUGCAACCGAUGUCUGAGUUCGACCGAUGGCCCGAUUUCAAAUAUAUUACGUAUAGUAUUGAGAAGUUAAGCAAAAAUUUAGCAAAACUUCAACAUCAACUUUAAAUUGAAUGUGUGCUUUUUGGUAGUUUGGCCUGCAGAUAGAAUUGAUUUAUGUUAAAAUAAAAAAGAAAAACACACACACUUUUAGCUUAGCUCUAAGGCAUCAAGGGCCCUUAGGAAACUAAUGCAAAUUUCGCAUACAACGUACUUACUUAGGUUUCGACACUAAAGAAAAAUCAUGUUGUAGCUCAAAACCAUAAGUCUACAGUUAAGACUAGCCAGUAGUUUCACAAUGCAAUGCAUUUACCGUAAUACAAAUAUUAAUAAUACAAUCUACUUACAUAAAUACAUACA
Molecule: messenger RNA, 2582 nt
Organism: Drosophila grimshawi
Lineage: Eukaryota; Metazoa; Arthropoda; Insecta; Diptera; Drosophilidae
Gene: DAT
Product: sodium-dependent dopamine transporter
Exons: 8
Coding region: 320-2203 (627 amino acids)
Biological process (GO): sodium ion transmembrane transport; dopamine uptake involved in synaptic transmission
Cellular component (GO): neuron projection; presynaptic membrane; neuronal cell body membrane
Molecular function (GO): dopamine:sodium symporter activity
Source: RefSeq, a predicted model, not a curated record